AUGUCGUCCCUUCUGAAGGAGGAAAUGCAGAGGGUGAUAUUUCGACCUGAGAAACAGAGGCUGGUGGAGUUCAUCGAGAUCUUCGAGCCGUCAAGAGGAAGGCAUUUUCUCUGUGUCUCAGUUAUGAAGAGCGAAGUGGUACAACUAUGUAUCGUGAGAUGUCAGAAGUCUCAGAAGUCCUUUAAAUCUGCAUCCAAGAGGUCCUACACCCAUCGUACUGGUUUUCAAGAUUCAUACAAGAAGACAGAAAUCUGGUCACUUCAAGACCUGACUCUCAUUGACGGACGGGAUCCUGAUAAGGAUGACCCUUGUUUCCUGAUGCACUUUGACAAGGUGCGCACAGUUACGGCUAUCAGCUGCUCGGCCAAGUACUCUCUGGUGCGGACGCUGGUUACUCUCUCUGAUCAGCACUGUCAGCAGCCCCUGAACUUGAAGAAUUUCGAGUUGGCCUACAUCAAGCCCACCUCCUUCUACUCCAGCAGGGGAGACUGUGUUGUUUUAACACAGAUCUGCUUUUAUGCAUUUAAUUUGGUGUGUCUGUCCAUGUGCCCAGUGCCUUUGGACUGA
Lampris incognitus (smalleye Pacific opah) is the source of this 567-nucleotide messenger RNA. It is a transcript of the gene exoc1l, whose product is annotated as exocyst complex component 1 like. Lineage: Eukaryota; Metazoa; Chordata; Actinopteri; Lampriformes; Lampridae. The record is from RefSeq and is a predicted model, not a curated record. The transcript has 3 exons. The coding region runs from base 1 to 567 and encodes 188 amino acids.